UCUUUCUUAAUCAACAAGGCUGCAUGCAACAUUCAUUUUCUUUGCUUUUUUCUUUUAUAAGUUUUAAACACUUCUUCUCUCUCUGCUUAUCAACAAACAUUGGCUUAUGCAGUGAAUCUUCUGUUGCUCAAAUAAAGUGUGUUCUUUCAUAUAAAGCAUAUAUACUCUCACUGUAUGCUAAAGCAGUUUAAUUAUGAGUUCUAAAGAAAAGAAAUUUGUGAGAUUUGAAGAUUGGAAAUCAGAAUCAUCAUCUUUUAAUAUUGAAAAAUAUGAUUCUUCAAUUGAUGGACUUGAAAAAAGAAAAGUUAGAUCAAGUUUAAGUCCUGCAAACAAUGAAUCAGAGAAAAAAUCAGUUUGUAGACGCAAUGUUCUUGAUCCACAAGGUCCACUACUUCAAAAAUGGAACAAGAUCUUUGUCAUAACGUGUGUGAUGGCGAUAUCAAUGGACCCGUUGUUCUUUUACAUACCUGUGAUUGAUGAGAAGAGAAAAUGUCUUAAAUUGGAUGGAACAUUGAAGGUUACUGCUGGUGUUCUUCGCACAUUCUUCGAUCUUUUCUACAUUCUUCGCAUUGUUUUUCAGUUUCGAACCGGGUUUAUUGCCCCUUCUUCGCGUGUAUUCGGAAGGGGCGAACCGGUUGAUGAUCCUUUUGCUAUAGCCAUGAGAUACUUAAGUUCUCACUUCAUCAUUGAUAUUCUAUCAAUUCUUCCACUUCCUCAGAUGGUAAUGUUAGCUAUGAUUCCAAUUCCACAACGCUCAGUUCCAUGUAUAGCAAAGGAUUGGUUGAAGUAUAUGAUAAUAGCGCAGUAUGCGCCGAGACUAUUGCGAAUCUAUCCAUUGUUCAAAGAAGUAACAAACACUUCUGGUAUAUUGACUGAGACAGCAUGGGCUGGAGCUGCUUAUAAUCUUUUUCUUUAUAUGCUAGCAAGUCAUGUUGUUGGAGCUUUUUGGUACUUGUUUUCGAUAGAAUCGCAGUUGCGCUGUUGGCAUCGACAAUUGAAGCAUACUGCAUUCUCUGAUGAUUCAUAUUUGAGCUGUGGACGACGAGUUAAUUCAAGUGUUUUAUCGCUUCUCAACAAUGCUACUACUUGUCCUUACACUGAUCCUGAUGAAAUCAUUGAUCCAAUGGUUUUCAAUUUUGGAAUAUUCAUCGAUGGUCUUAAGUCUCGUGUGGUUGAAUCUAGAACUAAUUUGCAUCAUAAGUUCUUCUACUGCUUUUGGUGGGGUUUGCGCAAUUUAAGUUCUGUUGGACAGAACUUGAAGACAAGCACUUAUAUUGGAGAGAUAAUAUUUGCAAUAUUCAUAGCAGUGUUUGGAUUGGUGCUAUUUGCAUUACUUAUUGGAAAUAUGCAGAAAUAUCUACAAUCUACAACAGUUAGAGUUGAAGAGAUGAGAAUAAAAAGGAGGGAUGCAGAACAAUGGAUGUGCCAUAGAAUGCUACCGGAGUACUUAAAGCAAAGAAUUAGAAGAUAUGAACAAUACAAAUGGCAAGAAAAUCGCGGUGUUGAAGAGGAGACAUUAAUUCGGAACCUCCCUAAAGAUCUAAGAAGAGACAUAAAGAGACAUCUUUGCUUAGAUUUACUUAAAAAAGUGCCAAUAUUUGGAAACAUGGAUAAACAAUUGUUGGAUGCAAUGUGUGAUAAAUUGAAGCCAGUACUUUAUACUGAAAAAAGUUAUGUUGUUUGCGAAGGCGAUCCAGUGGACGAAAUGCUCUUCAUAAUGCGAGGAAAACUCGCUACUGUCAGCACCAAUGGUGGAAGAACUGGUUUCUUUAACUCGUCUGAGCUUAAAGCUGGCGAUUUUUGUGGAGAGGAGCUUCUAACAUGGGCCUUGUAUCCUACACCUUCUUCAAACUUGCCUAUUUCAACUAGCACAGUUCAAACUAUUUCAGAAGUUGAAGCUUUUGCUCUUUUGCCUGAUGAUUUGAAGAUUGUUGCUUCCCAAUUUCGCCGUCUUAUUAACACAAAACAACUCAAACACACUUUCAGAUUCUCUUCCUGGAAAUGGAGGACAUGGGGAGCGCGAUUCAUACAAGUAGUUUGGCGUAGAAACAGGGAAAAAAGGGCUCAGAAAUCGUUACGUGAAGCAGAAGAAAAACAACAACAUGGUUCUCAAAAUGAUGAAGAAGGAUCCUCACCAAGCUUUGCUACCACCGUAUAUGUACAAAGGUUUGCAUCCAAUGCAUUAAGGCAUUUGAGAAGUGGCAAGAAAAUGCCACAACCAAAGAGAAUGCUUCCACUCUUGCCUAUGAAACCAGCUGAGCCAGAUUUCCUCACUAAAAAAAACUAUGAUUAAUUAUGUUGUGGAAGUAAUUUAAAUUUCAAGUUAACCAAACCUUAGAAGUGUGCAUAUUUAAAAUAUUUAUUAUCUAUAGUAGUUGUAUAUACACAAAUAUCUAGUAAGUAGUGUUUGUUUGUUUGAGAAUUUCUGCAACUAAACGUGCAUAUAUAUAAUAUGUAAUUUAGUGAUGGUUUUGGAAUCUUAUGUUACAAAA
Molecule: messenger RNA, 2492 nt
Organism: Cicer arietinum (chickpea)
Lineage: Eukaryota; Viridiplantae; Streptophyta; Magnoliopsida; Fabales; Fabaceae
Product: cyclic nucleotide-gated ion channel 1-like
Biological process (GO): transmembrane transport; monoatomic ion transport
Cellular component (GO): membrane
Molecular function (GO): monoatomic ion channel activity
Source: RefSeq, a predicted model, not a curated record